Messenger RNA from Hibiscus syriacus, 5825 nucleotides. Its product is annotated as mediator of RNA polymerase II transcription subunit 14-like. Gene Ontology annotation, biological process: regulation of transcription by RNA polymerase II. Lineage: Eukaryota; Viridiplantae; Streptophyta; Magnoliopsida; Malvales; Malvaceae. Gene Ontology annotation, cellular component: mediator complex; core mediator complex. Gene Ontology annotation, molecular function: transcription coregulator activity. The record is from RefSeq and is a predicted model, not a curated record.
UUAGUGUGUUGUGCCUCUCUCUUUCUCUCCCGAAGCUAGAGAAAAACUCAAUUUCUCUUACGUGAGAAACCUAAAGGGGGGAGAGAGAGAUGUUCAAAAACCUUAAUUUCUUGAUUUUUAAAUGAAACCCAGAUCCAUUCUGACCCCUAGAUUCCCUAAUUAACAUCAAUUUCUUAUCUUUUUGCUUGGAGGGAUUUUCAUUAUUGUUUUCAAUGGCUGAAUUAGGGCAACAAACGGUGGACUUUUCGAGUUUAGUGAGUCGAACGGCCGAGGAAUCUUUCAGGUCAUUGAAAGAACUCGUGGAUAAAUCUAAAUCAAGCGACCAAUCGGAUACGGAGAAGAAGAUCAAUCUCCUUAAGUAUAUAGUCAAGACCCAGCAACGGAUGCUUAGACUCAAUGUUCUGGCUAAGUGGUGUCAGCAGGUUCCACUCAUACAGUAUUGCCAGCAACUGGCAUCAACUUUAUCAAGUCAUGAUACAUGUUUCACCCAGGCUUCAGACUCAUUGUUCUUCAUGCAUGAGGGGUUACAGCAAGCUCGUGCCCCUGUGUAUGACGUUCCAUCUGCUGUUGAAGUCCUACUCACAGGAUCAUAUGAGCGGUUACCAAAAUGUAUAGAAGAUGUGGGUAUGCAAAGCUCAUUAACUGAAGAUCAGCAAAACCCGGCUUUGAAAAAGCUGGACACACUUGUACUUUCUAAGUUACUUGAAAUUACAUUGCCCAAGGAAAUUUCUGAAGUGAAAGUUGCUGAUGGUACCGCUUUGAUUCGUGUAGAUGGAGAAUUUAAGGUGUUAGUUACUCUUGGUUAUCGUGGACAUCUAUCAUUGUGGAGGAUAUUGCAUUUAGAAUUACUGGUUGGUGAGAGAAGCGGGCCUGUGAAAUUACAGGAGAUGAGGAGGCAUGUCCUUGGAGAUGACUUAGAGCGCAGAAUGUCUGCAGCAGAGAAUCCAUUUGCUACCUUAUACACGGUUCUGCAUGAGCUCUGUGUUGCACUUGUGAUGGACACUGUCAUAAGGCAAGUACAAGCACUCCGACAAGGGAGAUGGAAAGAUGCUAUACGCUUUGAGCUGAUAUCUGACGGAGGAAGUGGUGGGUCCACACAGCUGAAUCAAGAUAAUGAAUCUGAUUCAGCUGGUCUACGAACUCCUGGAUUGAAACUUCUCUAUUGGCUAGAUUUUGAUAAAAACUCAGGUGCUUCAGACUCAGGAUCUUGCCCAUAUAUAAAAAUUGAACCUGGACUGGACCUGCAGAUUAAGUGUCAACAUAGCACGUUUGUUAUAGACCCAUUAACUGGCAAGGAGGCGGUUUUCUUCCUUGAUCAAAGUUGCAUUAAUGUAGAAAAGCUGCUAUUAAGAGCUAUAUCAUGCAAUAGAUAUACUCGUCUGCUGGAAAUUCAGAAAGAGCUGAUGAAAGAUGCGCAGAUUUGUCGAGAUGCUAGUGAUGUUGUUCUCCUUUCACAGGCUGAUGAAGCUGAUAGUGAGCAUAGAAAGGAUGCUAAGCUUGACAGUAAGGAACAUGGGGGGCAGGAAUUAUUGCGAGUCCGUGCUUAUGGCUCAUCUUUUUUUACCCUUGGAAUAAAUAUAAGAAAUGGCCGCUUUCUUCUCCAGUUAUCACAAAAUAUUCUUGCACCUUCAGCAUUGUUAGAGUGUGAAGAAACUUUAAAUCAAGGAACUAUGGCAGCAGCUGAUGUUUUUACAAGCUUGCGAAGCAAAAGUAUAUUACAUCUAUUUGCCGCUAUUGGAAAAUUCUUAGGCCUCGAAGUCUAUGAACAUGGUUUUGCUGCAGUGAAAGUGCCCAAGAACCUCGUGAAUGGUUCUGCUGUACUGGUAAUGGGGUUUCCGGACUCCGGGAAUUCUUAUUUUCUCUUGAUGGAACUUGAUAAGGAUUUCAAGCCGGUGUUUAAACUGCUAGAGACUCAGCCAGAAGCAUCAGGGAAAGGUCAUUCGUUUAAUGACUUAGAUAAUGCGUUGCGCAUUAAGAAAAUUGACAUUAGCCAGAUGCAGAUGCUUGAAGAUGAAACAAAUUUGAGCAUAAUUGACUGGGGGAAGUUGGUUUCAUCUUUGCCUAAUGUUGGGAGACCAAAUCAGAUAUCUGAACGUGAUGUGUUCAACCUUGAUGGUUCUAUGCAAAAUGUUGGGGGUCCUUCAUCAAGUUUUUCAUCUAUUGUUGAUGAAGUUUUCGAAAUUGAAAAGGGGACAUCUGCAAUUCCUUUUCCUUCUCAGAGUGUCUCUCAUCUUACUUCUGUCCCGAUGAAUGUUCAUAGUGUAAAAGUAGGAACCCCCUGUCCAAAGUGGGAAGUGGGUUUGCUGGUCUCACAGCAUAAUAAUGUUGCAAAAUCAGCAGGUUCAGCUACUCAUUAUGAUGGUUCAUUGUAUCCAUCAAGUGGUCUUAAGAGCUCAUUUCACUCUGCUUCAUUUGGUUUGUUAUCAUCUGGCACAGGAAGAAUCACAUCUUUAAAGAAGCUAUCUGCUUCAAAAUUUGAGCAGGAUCUGGCUUCUCUCAGAUCUCCUCAUUCACUUGACAAUGAAGUAUUGGAUGAAGAUCAGUUGAGAUUACUAAAUGAUACUUCAAAGGAUGCACCUUCAGCAAGUAGGUCUCGGCUAUUAUCUCCACCUAGACCAACCCUUCCUCGAGUCGUUGUACAAAAUGCAAAGCCUAAUGUAUCUAGAAGCUCAUCCCCUGGAAAUCUUACUGCAGCUGUUAGAUUUUCCGGAGCAAGCCCUUUGGCUUCACCCGUCAUAUCCCAAGCAGCAGAAACUACAAUUUGUCAUGGCACUUCUCAUGAUGCUUCCAAACACGACCAGAAUCCACGAAAGCGCAAAAUUUCAAAUUUGUUGAGUUUUAUUCCCUCUCUCCAAGGUAUAGAAGUGGAUGCAGGCUUUUCUAAGAGAAGGAAAACCUCUGAUGUCGCUUGCACUCAGCUGCCUGCAUCUCAGGUGCUUAAAUCUUCGGAAAUGAUCUCUAAAUCUGAAGCAUACAGUUGUGAUAAUCUUAUAGCUGAAGCAAAUAAAGGGAAUGCACCUUCUGGCAUCUAUGUUUCUGCUCUUCUUCACGUGGUUAGGCAUUCUUCACUAUGUAUUAAACAUGCCAAACUCACUAGUCAGAUGGAGGAAUUGGACAUUCCUUAUGUUGAAGAAGUGGGUUUAAGAAAUGCAUCCUCGAAUAUAUGGUUCCGACUUCCAUGUUCCCAAGGUGAUUCGUGGCGACAUAUCUGCUUGCGACUUGGCAGGCCUGGAAGCUUGUACUGGGAUGUCAAAAUAAAUGACCAACACUUCAGAGAUUUGUGGGAACUUCAGAAGGGAAGUACUAGUACACCUUGGGGCUCUGAAAUACGCAUAGCUAAUACAUCUCAUGUGGAUUCUCAUAUUCGUUAUGAUCCGGAUGGUGUUGUUCUUAGUUAUCAUUCUGUUGAGUCAGAUAGUAUUAAAAAGUUGGUGGCGGAUAUACGAAGGCUCUCUAAUGCUAAAACAUUUUCUCUGGGGAUGUGGAAAUUGCUCGGGGUUAGAACAGAAGAAAAACCUGAAGAAGGCUGUGCAAACUCUGAUGUUAAAGCGCCUGUUGGAGGCAAAGGUGCUAUUGAGGCUGCUGAUAAGUUAUCAGAGCAGAUGAGGAGGUCUUUUAGGAUUGAGGCAGUAGGAUUAUUGAGUUUGUGGUUUUGCUUUGGAUCAGGUGUGUUAGCUCGCUUUGUUGUGGAGUGGGAAUCUGGUAAAGAAGGUUGCACAAUGCAUGUGUCUCCCGAUCAACUUUGGCCUCAUACCAAGUUUUUGGAAGAUUUCAUAGAUGGAGCUGAAGUUGCAUCUCUGUUAGACUGCAUUCGACUAACUGCAGGUCCUUUGCAUGCUCUUGCUGCUGCAACUCGGCCUGCUCGAGCUAGUCCUGCUCCUGGAGUCUCUGGGGGAUCUGGAGCUAUUUCUUCUGUGCCAAAACAGUCAGGAUACACUCCAUUUCAGGGACUUCUGCCAAGCAGUUCAACUGCAAAUGUUAAUCAGGUUGCUGCUGUUCCAGCAGGAAAUACUACUGCAUCUGCUUCUGCAAGCUCUAUGGGGAACCAUAGCCUCCAUGGGGCUGCAAUGUUAACUGCUGCUGGGAGAGGUGGUCCUGGCAUUGUACCUAGCUCACUGUUGCCCAUUGAUGUCUCCGUUGUAUUACGUGGUCCAUAUUGGAUACGCAUAAUAUAUCGCAAGCGUUUUGCAGUUGACAUGCGGUGCUUUGCUGGUGAUCAGGUUUGGCUGCAACCAGCGACACCACCUGCAGCAUCACCUGGAGGGGGAUCUUCUAUUGGAGGGUCCUUACCAUGUCCACAGUUCAGGCCUUUCAUUAUGGAACAUGUUGCCCAAGAACUAAACGGAUUAGAUUCUGGUUUCACGAGUGGCCAACAAACAAUUGGCCCAGCAAAUUCUAACAGUAUGAACUUGAGUACAGGUCCACAGCUUUCAGCAAAUGGAAAUAGAAUUAACCUUCCUACAUCUGCAGCAAUGUCUAGGGCAGCAAACCAGGUAGCGGCUUUAAACCGUGUGGGAAAUGCUCUUCCAGGAUCACCGAAUUUGGCUGUUGCGAGCACGGGAUUGCCACUACGUCGACCGCCUGGUAGUGGUGUUCCUGCACACGUUAGGGGGGAACUGAAUACUGCCAUUAUUGGGCUUGGUGACGACGGAGGAUAUGGUGGUGGAUGGGUUCCUGUUGUUGCUCUUAAGAAGGUUUUGAGGGGUAUUCUUAAAUACCUCGGAGUUCUGUGGUUAUUUGCCCAGUUACCUGAACUUUUGAAAGAGAUCCUGGGAUCAAUCUUGAAGGAAAAUGAAGGUGCACUUUUGAACUUGGACCAAGAACAGCCUGCCUUGCGUUUCUUUGUGGGAGGCUAUGUGUUUGCCGUAAGCGUCCACAGAGUUCAACUUCUUCUUCAGGUUCUUAGCGUGAAGCGCUUCCAUCACCAUCAACAGCAACAGCAGCAACAAAACAAUGCUAAUGGUCAAGAGGAAUUAACUCAGUCCGAAAUAAGUGAGAUAUGUGACUACUUUAGCCGACGUGUCGCAUCUGAACCUUAUGAUGCCUCACGUGUCGCAUCAUUCAUUACACUUCUCACAUUACCCAUUUCAGUUUUACGAGAAUUCCUGAAAUUAAUAGAUUGGAAGAAAGGAUUAGCAUUAACACAGAGUGGAGAUAUAGCUCCUGCUCAGAAACCGCGAAUUGAGUUAUGUCUUGAAAAUCAUACUGGGGUGAACAUUGGUGAUGCUUCCGAAAGUUCAUCUGCAACUAAAAGCAAUAUCCACUAUGAUCGACGUCAUAACUCUGUAGAUUUUGCUCUGACGGUUGUACUUGAUCCUGCCCAUAUACCUCAUAUAAAUACUGCUGGGGGUGCUGCAUGGCUGCCCUACUGUGUCUCGGUGAGAUUAAAAUAUUCCUUUGGUGAAAACCCUAACGUGUCAUUUCUUGGCAUGGAAGGAAGCCAUGGAGGAUGGGCGUACUGGUCGCGGCUUGAUGAGUGGGAGAAGUGCAAGCAGAGGGUGGCUCGGACGAUUGAGGUUAGCGGUUCUUCACCGGCGGAUGCAACUCAGGGAAGGUUAAGAACUGUAGCUGACAAUGUACAAAGAGCUCACUUGUGCCUUCAAGGAUUGAGCAAUGAUGGUGUUUCAAAGAUGGAUAAAAAUCCAACCCACUUCUUUUUGGCAAUUUCAAGUUCAAGUUCUAAUUGUCUCUGCUGAUUUGAUUAGGAUUUCACUGUAAAUUUGAUUAGUGUUUGAUAUAUUCACGUUAGUAGCAAGUUUUUUCUAAAAAUUUUGUACUGCUUUCUCCUUAGAAGAUCAUAAGCAUUUGGACUGUUUCUUACCUAA